This is a messenger RNA of Ostertagia ostertagi, 534 nucleotides long. The record is from the annotation of a GenBank genome assembly. Lineage: Eukaryota; Metazoa; Nematoda; Chromadorea; Rhabditida; Trichostrongylidae.
AUGGUGGUGCAGAAGCCGGUGCCACUAAUACUGGAGGAGCCACUAAUACUGGAGGAGCCACUAAUACUGGAGGAGCCACUAAUACUGGAGGAGCGGCAAAUGGUGGUGCAGAAGCCGGUGCCACUAAUGCUGGAGGAGCCACUAAUACUGGAGGAGCCACUAAUACUGGAGGAGCCACUAAUACUUGAGGAGCGGCAAGGUGCAGGAGCCGGUACCAAUGGGCGAAAACGUGAAGUCGAGCAUGCACAAGCUAUUGUCGUUACUAAAGCCAACUUCAAUCCGAAAAUGAAUCCAAUCUACAUGAGUGCCGUCGGAUACACGAUUGAGCAGCAUGCGUACGAACGCGGUCUCAUCCACAACCACGACAUGAUUCACGAGGAAGCAAUGAACAUAGGCGGCAAAUUCGCCGUGGUCUUCACCAUUCUUGAUGUGGACUGUGACCAGUUGAAGGAAUUCGCUUCAACAGCUAAAGAGAUGUCAACUCUCAUUGAGCAUGCUAUAGUCAACUGCGGUGCCAAAUCAACAGUUCUAUAG